UAUAUCACUAUUUUAUUGAAAUGUUUCGCCUACAUGAAUAUACUUGAGAUACAAACGCACAGUUGUAUGUAAACAAAGGUUGGUGAUGGAGGCGGGCGACCCACAGGACCAGUGCUGCCAAGAUACAUAUUCACAAGUUUAACUCGUUACAGGGAACUUCUUCCGUUAUAAGAAGCGGACACCAGCCUCCACCAUUAGUUUCUCAGGACAAAAUACCUAACAAACGUGUUAUCAAGAUGGUGAUAUCAAUAAACACUAAAGACCACGUCAUUUGUAAGGCAGGCAAGACGUACUGAAUGGCUGAAGAAAACAAAUAUUUUAAAUAAAAGUGGAAAAGGGAAUGCAGAGAGGAUGGCUUCAACUGAUGUCAUUCGUGAAGCUGCCAUGUACUUGGAAUAUUUCCUCAAAGGAAUGUCUGAUUGUAGUGUAAUUGGGAGUUAUACCGUUCAGUUUCUGGAGAUGAAAAGCUUUAGUAUGCGCCUUCAGACAUCAUUAGCUACACAUCUUGUUCAACUUGUUACUAAUAUGAAGGGUCUCUUGCUGAAGUUGGAUAAUUCUCUGUUACCUGUUUGUAAUGCAGAGGUUCAGACAGAGAACAGAAGUAUGUGCUCCUUGUGUAGUUGUCAAGGGUCUGUGCAUAUACCAGUGGAAGAUACCAAAGACAGAUCAGUGGCAGCUCCUCAAGGGAAAUCUUAUGAAUCACCAGAAUUGGUCCAGUUGCUUACCUCAACACCGUUGAUCCAGCUUAAACAAGAGAUAACUUGUGUUUCAGAUUCAGUUGCAUCGGGUUCUUCUCAGUAUCAUCAAGUUGAGAUGGCUGUAAGUAAUGUGGAUCUUAAAGAUGUUAAAUGUAAAGGAACAUUAAAGACUAGUGACAAUAGAUUGAAUACAGAAUCACAAAUUGAGAAAUGUGUUGUGACGCCUUCACUGCAUACGCACCUGGAUGAACACAUGGAGCUGGACUAUGCUGCAUCUUCACACCUUCAAGAGGAAACACAAGGAGAAAUUCUAUUAGACAAUCUGGAAGGGUCUGAUGGAACUCAGCCCAGUGGGUUGAUGUAUUCUGUAUAUACUAUGAACCCCUGUGGAUCCCUGCAGUUAGUAAGUAGAGUUCUCAGUAAAAGUUCUUCAUCAAGAGAUUCACUGGAUGAGCCAGUUGAGAGAGCCACAAUAAGAAUAAAUAAUAUGAAGGAGGAUGACCACAGAACUCAGUCUCAGCUUGAAUCCCUUACACUAAGAGGAGAAGAGAUUCAAACCUCUGAACCUGACAUUAACCUGGAAGAGAUGGUGGUAGCCCCAGACAUUCUGGGUUUUGAAGAGAAACAGUUGAAAUCUGCAAGUAAAAGAAAAUCAAGAAAAAUUGUUGCUUCACAAAUGAGCCCUGCGGGAACAAUACUAACUGACAUUGUGAAGCUGGGACCUGAAGACCUUGGGAGUGCUACCUGGUGUGCAAUAUGUGAAAAGGAAUUUCCUUCUGCAGGAAGUCUUAAAGUUCAUCUCUCACGUACACAUAGUCAAGUUAAAUGGUGUCAUACAUGCACAAAGACAAUAAAUUCCGAGGAAGAGAUGUGUGACCAUGUUCGUGAUUGUCAUGGAAACCUUCCCUUUAUCUGUGUUGUGUGUGGACAGAGUUUGAGAACAAAUGCUGCCUUUCAGAGACAUAUGGACAUACACAAGGGGCUACGGGGAAGUGCCUGUGAGAUUUGUGGCCAGACGUUUUCUCGGACAGAGUAUUACCGAGAACAUAAAAGGAUUCAUACGGGCGAAAAGCCAUAUGAAUGUGACACAUGCAAAAAAACUUUCCGUAGAUCAAGCAAUUUAUACACUCAUAUGAGAAUCCACAACAUUGAGGAACAACGCCACAUUUGCAAAGCUUGUAACAAGUCAUUUGCUCGAGCUGAUAAGUUGAAGGACCACAUGAUUCGUCAUUUACAAAUAAAGCGUUAUGCCUGUCGAUUAUGCCCAAAAGCUUAUAAUGAAAAAAGAGACCUAACAAAACAUCUAGAAAAAGUACACACAAGCCAUAACAAUGUUGAUACAUGACAAUUUGUUACAGUAGGAAGGUCAUAUAUAAAUCUCAACCAUACUUUGCAUGUUUGAUCUUGACCAUCAGUACUGUAUUGCUGUUUUCAACUGGUACCCAAGUACUCUUUAUAUUGUAAAGUAUUGAAGUAUGGAAAAUGAUCAUCAUAGUUAAGUGCAAGAUGUAAACUGGGUGUUGUAGAGUCUAGUUGUUGCAAAGAAAGAAUAAUUUAAAGUUGAAAAAGACAACGCAGUUUGUUUAUUGCAUCUCUUGAUUCUUCCAUUACAAAAUAGAACAAAAAUAUUAUCUACCUCCUAAGUUACUUUUAAAUGCCAGUUGCCAAUCUUUCUUUGAGACUUUGUAUAUAUACUGAAGGUAAAAAAAAAAAACAGUAUUGAAGAAUAUAAGUAAAGUUUUGCUGCAUAAUGUGUA
This is a messenger RNA of Homarus americanus (American lobster), 2455 nucleotides long. RefSeq names its product zinc finger and SCAN domain-containing protein 31-like. Bases 352 to 2043 code for a protein of 563 amino acids. Gene Ontology annotation, cellular component: nucleus. The transcript has 9 exons. Gene Ontology annotation, biological process: regulation of DNA-templated transcription. Gene Ontology annotation, molecular function: RNA polymerase II cis-regulatory region sequence-specific DNA binding; DNA-binding transcription factor activity, RNA polymerase II-specific. Lineage: Eukaryota; Metazoa; Arthropoda; Malacostraca; Decapoda; Nephropidae. The record is from RefSeq and is a predicted model, not a curated record.